Oryzias latipes (Japanese medaka) is the source of this 1097-nucleotide messenger RNA. RefSeq names its product translocase of inner mitochondrial membrane 13 homolog (yeast) (gene timm13). Lineage: Eukaryota; Metazoa; Chordata; Actinopteri; Beloniformes; Adrianichthyidae. The record is from RefSeq and is a predicted model, not a curated record.
GACGUUUACAGACUUCCGCUACAUUCAAGGGCACCGCAAAGUCCCGCUGGUGAAAUUUAGCUACAACAACACACGUGUGCUGCCAAAUACUUCACUAAAGUCGUGGUUUUGAGCUAGAUUCGGGUGGACAUGGACAGCUUUGGGUCAGACUUUUCAUCCGGAGGUUCUGGAGGUAAAAUGGACACCGGAACCAUCAUGGAGCAGGUUAAAGUCCAGAUCGCGGUAGCUAAUGCACAAGAGCUGCUGCAGAGAAUGACUGAUAAAUGCUUUAAGAAGUGCAUAGGUAAACCUGGGAGUUCUCUGGAUAACUCUGAGCAGAAGUGCAUCGCCAUGUGCAUGGACCGAUACAUGGAUGCCUGGAACACUGUAUCCCGGACGUAUAACUCCAGACUACAGAAAGAAAGAGCUCGCCUGUGAGCCUCCUUCCCGUCUGCCUUCCCCUGCUGUCUGUGAGGAUCUGCUCGGUGCUCCGCUGGAGGUCACAGGCUGUCCACACAGCAGCAAUCUCUGCCAUAAAACCUCCAUGACAGGCAAACAGAGCCUGUGGACUCCUAACCAUAUUGGUGUCUCUGUGGACAGUUUUACUCUAUAUUUGAGGGGAAAGUCUCUAAAGUUUCAUUAUUCCUUCCUGUAGGUUUUACAGCUGUAGUGCUCAUAAAACAGGGAAGUUUGUCAAAAUAACAUGGUGUCACAGAUUGCUUGGACAUUAAAGUGCAGAUUUAGUUUUUCUGUUAUAAGCAUCCAUAAACAUGACUCUUUAUUUUAUUUUUUGUAAAUCCAUGCUGAUGCAUAUUUAGUUUGAGUUAUACUAAAAUAAAAUAAAAACAGUACACUAUUGGUAUAAAGUUUUCCCUUUAAUGAAUUUAUUGAAUCCUUAAAGUUUUUCUGUAAAAAUUCUUUUUACUUCAUACAGGCAGUGUUUUUUUUGUAUGUCGCAGAAACGUCCACAUUUCUUUGCAGAAAAGUGGUUUAGCAGGCAGCCAUUACUGCGUAGCAAGUGACUCCAAACUUCAUUCAUGCUGCCCUUUUUGUGUGUGUGUGCAAGAAACCCCUGCUUUUAAUGUUUCCCAGUGAGAUUAAAAACUUUUUUUUCACUC